AUGAGCCUCGUAUGCAGACGAUGGCACACAUACAUUGUGCAGCUGAACGAUGCAAUCUAUCUCGGACCAAUGGACACACUCGUUCAGAUAGAGCAGCACGCCUCGUCCAACAGAUACUCGCUCUUCCGAUUCCCAUGGGAAUUCAAUGCGCUGUACAUGCCGCUAUUCCAUAAACCAUCGCUCAAGAAGAACAGCCCGUCGCUAAGCGAGCUUCAGCUCGUGCAGUUGGGAAUCCACACAUUCAAAGGCCCGCUGGACUUCCUCUCGCUGCUCAGUGCAGCAGAGCGAGUCAUACAUCCACACACGCUCGCCCUCGGCGUGGUCAUUGACCAGGCUGGCAAGUGGCAAGAGCACCACGAGCGUGUCCGGACACGCGACCACCCGACACCUGACGCUCAUAAUAGAGUCGGAUGA
Acytostelium subglobosum LB1 is the source of this 414-nucleotide messenger RNA. RefSeq lists its product as hypothetical. The record is from RefSeq and is a predicted model, not a curated record. Lineage: Eukaryota; Evosea; Eumycetozoa; Acytosteliales; Acytosteliaceae. The transcript has a single exon. The coding region runs from base 1 to 414 and encodes 137 amino acids.